GGGCGACGGCAACAUGCGGCGGCCAAACAUCUUGUUGACCGGUACUCCGGGUGUUGGCAAAAGCACCCUCGGCAAAGAGCUUGCAUCGAGGACGGGGCUGACCUACAUCAGUGUGGGUGACCUGGCAAAAGAAGAAGAACUGUAUGAAGGUUUCGAUGAGGAGUAUGAAUGCCCAAUUUUGGAUGAAGACAGGGUAAUUGAUGAACUGGAAGACAAAAUGCGUGAGGGUGGAGUUAUUGUUGAUUACCAUGGCUGUGACUUCUUCCCUGAACACUGGUUUCAUAUAGUAUUUGUACUUCGUACAGACAACUCAUUUCUGUAUGACAGGCUUGAAAGCAGGGGCUACAAAGGGAAAAAGCUACAAGACAAUAUUCAAUGUGAAAUUUUUCAGACUCUUUAUGAGGAAGCUAUGUUGUCAUACAGAAAGGAAAUUGUACACCAGUUACCCAGUAACACUCCUGAAGACCUAGAGAGAAAUUUGGAUCAGAUUGUGCAAUGGAUUGAGCAGUGGACAAAGGACAACAAUUGAUAAUUUAUGAAAAAGCAACUCUUCUGAUUUUGAUUGGGAUAUACUUAAUUUUCUUCUUUUCAGCUUCCCAUGCUGCCCUGCUACCACAGAUCGUGAAUUAUAGAAUGGCUUGGUUUGGAAGGGACUUAAAGCUCACCUAGUACAGUGCUGUUCAUGUAACCAGCUACUUGUUGGACCCCUCCAUCACACCCAUUAUCUAUGGUCUCUCUUUUGAUCAGUGUUCUCAUCAGGAUUCUCAGGAUAAAAUAUUUCCUGACUCAUUUCUGUCUCUGUAAUCUGGUUUAGGGGUUCCAGACCUAGCUUCUGUUUAUCAGCUGAUUUAUCCAGACUCCAAAAUUCUGGUGUGCUUUCUGAGACUAAAUCAAGACCUAUCUCUUGUUCUUUUUUUUCUAAUUCAGACUUCAAAACUUCUUUCUGAUCUAAUGCAUCUGACAGUGCCACAUGAAGUUACUAACUGGUAUUUCAUUCAGCAGUUAAUAGACUCUGCAGGCUUUUCACUUAUUCCUGCAAGGAUUUAAUCAUUUCAUCACUAGUUUAUCUAAUCAAAUAUGGCUCUGGACUGUCACCAGUGCUGCUUCCAACACAGUAUACACUGUGGCUUUUCCUUUCUCUGUCUGCAAUUUUCAUUCUUUUGCAAGUGUUGUGAUUCUUUCCACUACAGUUUUGGGAUUGUGCGAGUUGUUCUCAGCCCAAACCAUUCCCGGUGAGGAAGGGCAAACACUGUACCUUUUCAGCUUUUCAGUAAUGGGAGCAGUCAAACACUAGCAUUCCCUGGGUAACCGUGACUUGCCACUGCUCAUGCCUCUCCCAGUGUAUAGCCUUCCUGGUGUAUAGCUGAGAGGUUGCUUCCCAAUACUUCCUCCCCACAGCAUCAGGUAGAAUAUCAGUAUCCCUCAUACCUCUCUCAGCGUAGAGCUUUGCUGGCAGUUAGCAGGAUUCCCUCAGUUUUGGAAGGUCCAAAGGCUACCUCUCAGCUACAUGCCAGCCUGCCAUGGGCCAGGUUGCCACCUAGCAGAUUAGGCUGCCCAGGGCCCCAUCUUAUCUGACUGUGAACACCUCCAGGGAUGGGGCAUCCGCCACUUCUCUGGGCAGCCUGUGACAGGGCCUCACCAUCUUCUGGGUGAAGAAUUUCUUCCUAACGUGUAACCUAAAUUUUCCCUCUUUUAGUUUAAAGCCAUUCCCUUUAUUCUGUUACUAUUAGACCAUGUAAAAUCAAUCCCCCUCCUGCUUUUAUAAGCUCUCUUCAAGUAAUGGAAGGUUACAGUGAGAUAUCCCUGGAACCUUCAUGCUAAAUAAGCCCAAUUUUUCUCAACCUUUUUUUCAUAAGAGAUGCUCCAGCCCUCUGAUGGCGUUGUGACCCUCCUUUGGACCCACUCCAACAGCUCUGCAGUCUUUCUGUGCUGUGGCCCCAGGUUUGUACAGAGUGCUCCAGAUGGGGCCUCAUGAAGGCGUAGUAGUGGGGAACAGUCCCUUCUGUCUAUCUGCUGCCACCCCUCUGUUGACGCAGCCCAGGAUACAGUUGACCUGGUCCUCAAGAGUACACUGCUGGAUCAUGUCCAGCUUUUUAUCCACCGAGACCCCUAAGUCCUCUUCUGCAGGGCUGCUCUCAGUGAGUUCUGCUUCUAGUCUGUGUAUAUGUCUGGGAUUGCUGUGACACAAGUGCAAUACUUUGCACAUAGCUGCGUUGAACCUCACUCAAUUCGUAUGGGCCCACUUUUUCAAGCAUGUCUGAAUCUGUUUGGAUGGUGUCCCUCCCUUCCAUUGUGCCAACUGCACUACUCAGCUUAGUGUCAUCAACAGACUUGCUGAGGGCACACUCAGUCCCACUGUGUCAUUGAUAAAGAUGUUGGAGAAUGCCAGUCCCAAGAUGGACCCCAGGAGACACCACUUGCCACCAGCCUUCAUCUAGACACGGAGCUGUUCACCGCAGCCCUCUGGCUGUGACCAUCCAACCAAUUAUUUAUCCACCCAAAAGUCCACCCUUCACAUUCCUAUCUCCAAUCUGAAGAUAAGAAUGUGUUGUGUGAUCAUGACAAAAGCCUUGCACAAGUCCAGGUUGACGAUAUCAGUUGCCUUUCCUUUGUCCACUGAUGCUGUCACGCUAUCAUAGAAAGCCCCCAGACUGGUCAGGCAGGAUCUGCCCUCGAUGAAGCCAUGCUGCCUGUCUCAGAUUACCUCCUCGCUUGUGCUUCGGUAUAGCUCCAGGAGGAUCUGUUCCAUGAUCUCCCCCAGCACAGAGGUCAGAACAGGCUGAGGUUCAGAGGAAACUGGGAGCUGACCCAAACUGUCUAUGGGUGUCUGGGUAUGGGUCCCAUACUGUGUACUGACACUGAGAACAGUAAAUCUGGGAAGAGUUGACUGAAGGAAUUGCAGUGUGUUACAUGUUCUCUAUGAUGUGGGUUUUUUAAAUCAUUGUUAUUAAAUUGUAUCUCAACCCUC
Molecule: messenger RNA, 2968 nt
Organism: Gallus gallus (chicken)
Lineage: Eukaryota; Metazoa; Chordata; Aves; Galliformes; Phasianidae
Gene: AK6
Product: adenylate kinase 6
Exons: 5
Coding region: 14-529 (171 amino acids)
Cellular component (GO): cytoplasm; nucleus
Molecular function (GO): AMP kinase activity; ATP hydrolysis activity; ATP binding
Source: RefSeq, marked provisional